This is a messenger RNA of Parastagonospora nodorum SN15, 1128 nucleotides long. RefSeq lists its product as hypothetical. The transcript is spliced from 3 exons. Gene Ontology annotation, molecular function: protein-disulfide reductase activity. NCBI's taxonomy places the organism in Eukaryota, Fungi, Ascomycota, Dothideomycetes, Pleosporales, Phaeosphaeriaceae. The record is from RefSeq and is a predicted model, not a curated record. Gene Ontology annotation, biological process: protein import into mitochondrial intermembrane space. Bases 1 to 963 code for a protein of 320 amino acids. Gene Ontology annotation, cellular component: mitochondrial intermembrane space.
AUGUACCGAGCGGCCCCACGGUUAAUUGCGCGUUCAGCGCUCCCACGAACCAUUGCGCCCACGCGGCGCUUCAUCAGCACAGCUCCCCCAACGCAAAAGUCAAGAAGCUGGAAGAGCCUGGUGGCGCGCUUCGGUAUCGCAGGCACAAUCAUAUACUACUACUACAACAACACGGAUGUUUUUGCUGAAGAACCACAACAUCCCGUCCAAGCCCUCCCCGAAACCGAGACGGAAUCCGAACACCUCCCCACCAUUGAAUCUAUAGCUGCCGAGCGCGAGAAGCGCAAGGCCGUGCAAGCUCAACUCGAUGCGCAGGCGCAGGCGCAGAAAGAAGCUCAAAGUACACAGCAAGAUGGCGGAGAGGGUGGCAUGCAAGGCCUCGAAGGCGAAGCCGACCAGCAAGGCGCCUUCAAUCCCGAGACAGGCGAGAUCAACUGGGACUGCCCGUGCCUGGGCGGCAUGGCGACAGGCCCGUGUGGCGAGCAGUUCAAGGCGGCGUUUAGCUGCUUUGUGUACUCGGAGGAAGAGCCCAAGGGCAUGGAUUGUAUUGACAAGUUCAAGGACAUGCAGAACUGCUUCCGCGAGUACCCGGAGGUAUAUGGCUCGGAACUCGAGGGCGAUGAAGAUGAAGGAGAGGAUCUUCCUGCUCCUGGACAACCGCAACCACAGCCUCAAUCCGAAUCCACACCCACAGCAGCGUACUCCGACUCCACGCCCGCGCCUUCUUCGAAACCCCGCGAAACCGGCGCCUCCGAAAAAGCCAAGCUCUCCGGCGAACCCGAUUCAAAACCCUCCUCCACCACCGCCGCCAAAUCCACUGUAUCCAGUGGAUCCGAUUCAAAACCCGCCGAGACGAAGAAUAAUCUAGGCCUCGUGCCGGAUAACUACAAGCCUGAUGCGAAGGAGGAGCCCGUGAGUGAGAGCGAGGAGCUGGUGCCUAAGGCGGCACAUGAUGGGAGGUAAAGCAGGAAACAGACAGGGAAGUGUAUUAUAGUAGACGGUUGCAUGUGCAUGGUUUGGAGUAUGUGGAAUGGGAGGCAUGCAAGCUGUAUAAUAUGUAUCAUGUAUCAUGUGGUGCUGAGAAGCCAUGUACAGUACAAUACGACAAGUGUUCCAGUGUUAGGAUGA